Messenger RNA from Girardinichthys multiradiatus, 976 nucleotides. Its product is annotated as gamma-crystallin B-like. The record is from RefSeq and is a predicted model, not a curated record. The transcript is spliced from 3 exons. NCBI's taxonomy places the organism in Eukaryota, Metazoa, Chordata, Actinopteri, Cyprinodontiformes, Goodeidae. The coding region runs from base 373 to 897 and encodes 174 amino acids. Gene Ontology annotation, molecular function: structural constituent of eye lens. Gene Ontology annotation, biological process: visual perception; lens development in camera-type eye.
GUGUUUAGUGCAAACUGCUACAAAACUUCAGUGCUGAAAUAAAGGAGAAAGCAUGAGCAAAGAAUGGAGUAGCUGCUUUGUGAAUUCCUCACAUACUGUUUUUUUUUUCAGUUUUCGAUGAAUACAAAGCAAACAGAGGCUGCAUGAACAAGCUGUGGAGGGACUGUUCCAGCCCAUGUCCAUGCUAUGGCUUUUACUGGAAGCUGCAAUGUCUGUUGCAUGCAGGAGCAGGAACACUCAUGUAGAGUCUGCUGACAGCAGGCCUCAUUUAAAUAACAACAUGCAGCUGAACAGACUCCCUCGUGGAUAUAAAGUUGGACUCUUCAUAGUAUAAAACCAAGAUAUUUGUUUGGCCUUUUUUAAGCAGCCGUCAUGGGAAAGAUAAUCUUUUAUGAGGACAGAAACUUUGAAGGCCAUCACUUUGAGUGCAUGAGCGAUUGCGCUGACUUGCACUCAUUGUUUGACCACUGUCGCUCAAUACGCGUAGAGAGCGGCAUGUUCAUCAUCUACGACCAACCUGGCUUCAUGGGAAACCAAUGCUUCAUGAGAAGGGGAGAGUAUUCUGACUACAUGGGCAUGACCGGCAUGAAUGACUGCGUCCGGUCAUGCCGCAUGAUCCCAAUGCACACAGGCAACUUCAGGAUGCAACUGUAUGAGCACUUCGACAUGGAAGGUGAAAUGAUGGAGCUAACGAACGACUGCCCAAAUCUUAUGGGUCGUUUCCACCUAGCCAACUUCAACUCGUGCAACAUCCUGGAUGGCCACUGGCUUGUGUACGAGCAGCCGAACUACAGGGGGCGUCACUACUACUUGAGACCCGGCCAGUACAGGAGCUUCAGUGAAUGGAAUGGCACAAACUCCAGGAUUGGUUCCAUCAGACGUCUCAUAGAUGUCUAAGGACAAGAAAAGGGUUCCCAUGAAAUGCCUGCUCUUUGCCUUAUUUCACACGCUAAAUAAAAUAGUGUUAGUGCUCAAA